CUGUCGCCACAAGCCGCGGCCGCCAUUUUCUUCUCUGUCCUUCUCUCUGCUGCCAGUGCCGCGUUAGCCGCGCGACUGACUAGUCGUAUUGCGUGACGUCAUUUAUCUUCUUGACCGCUCUUCUACUUCUGGAUUCUUGUUACGUCGCUUAGGAUAACGCAGUCACACGAUAACAAAAAAGAAAUGAUUAACAAUGCAAUUAAUUUUUGAAACUGAUCGCGCUGCGGACAUAAACAUCAAUAUGUCAACUCUUGAAGAAUCUUUAGAUGAAAAAAUUAUCAGCGAUGCCAUCAUGGAUAGCCUUAAACACAAUAGUAAUGGAAACAAAGAAAAUAUUGAAAAGCAAGAUAAUAUAUCUAGAAACGAAAAGAAUUUGGCUAAUAAUAAUAAAUUAGACGACGACGACCAAACUGCACCUGUUAUUGAAAUAGAUACAAACGGAGUCAACGAGGUAGAAAUUAUUUAUGACGACGAUGUUCAAAGUAAUCCUGAGGAAUUAUUAAAUAAUAAACUGCCACAGAAAAGUGAGUCUCAUGAAAAUUGUGAUAUUUCAGAAAAAGAACAAUUAAUAAAUGAACAAGAUGAAUGUGGUAAGGAAGGUGUAAGAACCAAUGAGACAAAGAGUGAAUUACAGCAAAUUCAAGAAGAAGUGGACAAUAUUUUGGCUGAACGAGCUGACAACUUGAUAAGUAAUACAGAAAUUGAGGAAGUGCAGGAACAAAGUAGUAUUGUUGAGAAAACACAUGAUGAUGUUAUAAAGAAUAUGAAAGAAAAUCUGAUUAAAUCUAUCGAAACUGGAAAUAUACUCGAUGAUGAUGGUUCCGCUGAAAAAACGCCAGAAGAAAAUUCAGGUGCUAUAGAUGCUGAUUCUACAGAUCUAGUCACUGACGAUGUAAUUGUUAAUGAUGAUGUCCAAGAAAAUGAAGACACUGAAGAUGUGAAUAUAGCUGUAGAAGUAACAUCAAGCGUUGUAAAGGAACCUGAACUUAAAGUCGACAAUAUAGACACUGCCAAUGAAUGCUCAAAGAUUGAAAACGAUAAACAAGAUACAAGUUUAGAAACAGUUACUAUAACAGAUAUAAAUGAUAGUGCCAAUAAAAUAACAUCAGAGCCCAUGAAUGUUGAUGAGGUUUGUAAAGAAAUAGAUAUUACAAGUGAUAAAGAAGACAACGCCAUAACAGUGUUGGAUUCACCACUCAACGACAAUUUACAAACAAAAGAAGACAAGAACAACUUAAAUGCAAUGGAAGUAGCUCCCGAAAUAGUUGAUAAGGAACCAUGCCAAGAUGCAACCUUUAUCGCCUCGAAAGAUGAAGUUAUGAUUAUUGACAAAGCGGCAGAAACAUCACAGACGGUUGAGGAAAAAGAAAAACCGCCACAGAAUACAAUUGAAAAAGAGCCAGAAAAAGCUACACCGAAAAGUUCCCCCGUUAUAUGCAGGUUAUCGAAUAGUUUAAAUAUUUUAUCGGAUGAUGAAGAUGAUGCACCUAACACAGAACCCCCUAAGGUGCCGCCAACCGAAAAACAAUGUAUUAAUUUAGAAGACGAUGAUGAUAUUAUGCUAAUAGAUGAAGAUACGAACAGCAAAGAAAGCAAGACUGAAAAGACUGAGAAAACUAAAAGAGAUAGCAAAGAACGUGAAUCUUCGCCAAAUCAGAACCAAGAGGAAACCGAUGUAGAAACUGGGGAGAAGACUAGCACAAACAAUAUAAUAGACUCAUCUAUCUGUACUAUUGAAGAAGCCACAUCAUCAACUAAUGACUCUACUGUUCGGCCCGAUGAAAACCAAAAAGUAUCUGAAGAAACAAGUGAGAAAGAAAUAGUAGAAAAACCCCUCCUACCAGACAAUUUUCUGAAGUCAUCAAAGAAAAAUAUAGCCGAUAUGACAAGAGAAGAAUUAGAAGAAUUUUGCAUACUAAAAAUAGUGGAAAGUAUCGUAGACAGAAGUAAUUUAAGUGAAAUAAAAACCAAAUUAAAAGCUAUGGCACAAAACCUUGAAGAAUACAAGAAGAAAGCAAUGAUGUUGACGAAGCAGAACAGAGAUCUUGAAGUAGUUUUAAAAUCUGUACAAGAGGAGCAAAAAAAAUCUAAUGGCGCAAUGGUAACACCUUUAAAAAUUACAAGAUCUGUUGGUAUGCAGGUUUACAUGACAGACAAAAUAAUCCGUAAAAAAUCUGUGGGUCCUGCGGCACAACCACCCGUUCUAGGCAAAACGCGAAGCUCCUCAAAUUUAGCGCCAAAACCUAGUAAAGUGCCGAGCAGUCCCACUAUUCCUGUGCCAAGACUAAUUCCUGCAAAUAAUUCAGCCAUAAGAGGGCCCGUACCACAAAGUGUUCAAACCAAUAUGGGGAAACAAGUCAACAAUAUUCCUCUUGUUAACGGUCUUCGUAAUUCAAAUCCAAACCAAAAACAACCAGAAAAAAGAGCUCUAACUAAAUCUCAGUCCGUAACAGUUGAUUUAACUGAUGAUGAGCCUCCAUCAAAGGUUGCUGCGCGUGGUCCCACACCGCCUGUAAGGCUUGUACCAUCUCAAAACUUGUUGGCUCCGCAAAGAGCACAAUUUGGACAGACGAUGAACACUCCUAGAAAAGUUUACAUUCCGAUUAGCGGACCGCAAGGACAACAGAUUAAGCCUGGGCAAACCAUAAUGGUGAAAACAUCUCCCACUGGUCCCGGUAGACAAAGAGCUGUAGCCCCAACUAUAACAAGAUUAACAGCGAAUCAAGUGAGGAUGGGUAGACCGACAGCCAGGCAUCCUGCGGCCUUACCCGACGUAGUUAAACAGUACCAACCGCCUAACUGGAAAGCGUUACCUCCAGCGCCAGAUCUUAAACUAUCGAAAGUAGAAAAUGGCAUAGUUAUAUCUUGGAAGAUAGAGGGAUAUCAAGAAGACAGUUAUGAAGAAAUUGCUAGUUAUCAGUUGUAUGCGUAUCAGGAGACAUCGUCGCCGCCGAGUACAGCGCUGUGGAAGAAAAUAGGCGAUGUAAAAGCACUGCCUUUACCAAUGGCUUGUACUCUAACCCAGUUCAUGGCUGGCUUCAAGUACUACUUCGCCGUCAGAGCUGUAGACGUUAAAUCUCGAGUAGGCCCUUUCAGCUUGCCUGGAAGUAUACUUCUACUCAACAAAAUGUAAGACUGAUUUUAAAAAUGUUGUAUCAGUAGUCACAAUGUCAUACAUUGUGACCAUUGACCUCAAUGUCCUAAUUUUAAUAGUAUAUUUAUUUUCUCAUUAUUAGGUAUCUGUGAAUCGUUACUGUUAAGCGUCUUGAUUAGUUUUUCCAAUAUAACUGUUGUAGAGAAUGACAGGUAACUUAAUCGAUUAGAAAGUUAACGAUUUAGUGAUGUGAAUAAACUAGAAUAUAUUGGUUGGAGUUUAGAAAACACGUGGUAGAAAAUAAAGCGAUAAAAUCGCAGGCAACUAUACUGGCAACACUGAAUCGGUAAUGUUUCUGAUUUAUUAUUUUGUAAUUUUAAAGAUCUUGUGACUAGAAAUCGUGCAAAGGUAGCUUAGUCAAAUAUUUGCCUUCUGUAAUUCGCAGGUUUGUUCACUAUUAUAUCGUAUUAUCGGUAUGUAUGUACAUAUUACAAUAUUACAAUCUAGACUGUAUAGUUUUAUUGGCUGUGAAAGACUUGUGAAUAGACUUACGUGGAGAAGAAUAGUCUCUGUUGGUGCUUAGUUAAAUCUACCGAAGGAUUAACUACUCAUUUCUGAAAAUAUUUUUUUUCUUCA
Manduca sexta (tobacco hornworm) is the source of this 3730-nucleotide messenger RNA. RefSeq names its product golgin IMH1 (gene wde). Gene Ontology annotation, cellular component: transcription regulator complex; nucleus. Gene Ontology annotation, molecular function: transcription coregulator activity; protein binding. The transcript has 4 exons. NCBI's taxonomy places the organism in Eukaryota, Metazoa, Arthropoda, Insecta, Lepidoptera, Sphingidae. The coding region runs from base 194 to 3133 and encodes 979 amino acids. Gene Ontology annotation, biological process: regulation of DNA-templated transcription. The record is from RefSeq and is a predicted model, not a curated record.